Dipodomys ordii (Ord's kangaroo rat) is the source of this 3679-nucleotide messenger RNA. It is a transcript of the gene Msrb3, whose product is annotated as methionine sulfoxide reductase B3. The record is from RefSeq and is a predicted model, not a curated record. Gene Ontology annotation, molecular function: peptide-methionine (R)-S-oxide reductase activity. NCBI's taxonomy places the organism in Eukaryota, Metazoa, Chordata, Mammalia, Rodentia, Heteromyidae. Gene Ontology annotation, cellular component: cytoplasm. The coding region runs from base 98 to 652 and encodes 184 amino acids. Gene Ontology annotation, biological process: protein repair; response to oxidative stress. The transcript has 7 exons.
UCUGGCCUAAAUAAGAAUCUUUGGAGAAUGGCCUACUAUCUAUAGACUCUUGCCCCUGAUCUUUGCCUCUGGUUUUGUUGGUGAAGAUAUUACAGUGAUGUCUGCAUUCAACCUGCUGCAUUUGGUGACAAAGAGCCAGCCAGUAGCCCUUCGAGCCUGUGGGCUUCCCUCAGGGUCAUGUAGGGAUAAAAAGAACUGUAAGGUGGUCUUUUCCCAGCAGGAACUGAGGAAGCGGCUUACACCCCUGCAGUACCAUGUCACUCAGGAGAAAGGGACCGAAAGUGCCUUUGAAGGAGAAUACACACAUCACAAAGAUCCUGGCAUAUAUAAAUGUGUUGUUUGUGGGACUCCAUUAUUCAAGUCAGAAACCAAAUUUGACUCCGGUUCAGGUUGGCCCUCCUUCCAUGAUGUGAUCAGUUCUGAGGCAAUCACACUCACAGAUGACUUUUCCUAUGGGAUGCACAGGGUGGAAACAAGCUGCUCUCAGUGUGGGGCUCAUCUUGGGCACAUUUUUGAUGACGGACCUCGUCCGACCGGCAAAAGAUACUGCAUCAACUCAGCAUCCUUGUCUUUCACACCUGCAGACAGCAGUGGAGCGGAAGGAGGCAAUGGUGUCAACAGCCCAGGCCCAGCAGACAGAGCAGAGCUGUAGAGAGCAUGGAACACCAUGAGAAACAAAGUGUACUUAAUGCACCGCUUAUUAAAGAAAUCAAACUUGUUUUACCUUAAUAGAUAUAUUUUUUCAAAAACUAUAUAAGGGCAGUUUUAUGCUAUUGAUAUUUUUCCUUCUUUUGCUCAGAGGUCCUGCCCAUCUAUGUAUUUUGCUAUUGACUAGAUAUGAAACUUCAUAGCUUUUGCAAAUGGAGAUAGCUUUGUGAAAUUUCUUCACAAGCCACUUUAAUCGCCUUUAGUAUUAUUUUCUUUGAGCACAUGCCUUCUUUUUGUGUUUUGAUGCAUCCCCUCCCUUUCCCCAUUGUUUAAGAAGAGAGGCAGAAGAUGCUUAUUCUUCAACCCUGCUGGUCAGGGUGGUGAGCAGGGCUGGGAGGUACAGGGCCUCUGCACACGUGGCUGAAGGCUUUUGUGCAGAUCUUCCUGAGAUAAGGAUGAGUGAUAGCUUGGGAGACUUAGCUUUGUGGAAAGUUUGAGCUAAGGUCUUUUUUUUCCCCUCUCUACAAGGGUGUGAAGGUCUAAAGUCUUUCCUUAUGUUAAAUUGUUGCCAGAUCUGAGGGAGUGUACUGAGUAUUGUGGCAAAGAACUAAGCAUCGGCUCACAGGCCUUCGUUUUAUUAUUUUAUUUAUUUUGUUUUAUUUUAUUUUCCAUUUGAAAACAUUGGAAUGUAAGACAACUAUAAAAUGUUGAACCCCAUUUUGUCCAAAGUUCACAAAGGAGAACACCUGCCUGUUUGCCUUUUAUAAGACUUUCUUUCCACACCUAAUACCAGCUGCAGCUGGAAGGGUAUUUGGUAAAUUCCCCUAUGUAAAAUAAAAUACCAGGGACAACACACUUCAUCAAAGCAGCAGAAAGUGAGAGAACAGAGAAGAGUAAGCAUAAAGUCUUGAGCACUAUGAAAAAUUGAAGGGAUACUCCAUACAACAAAUACAACCCAGUGGGGACAUAGUACACCGAUCUUCAGGCGACCUGUGGGAAAACAUUGGGCAUCAAAAUCAGUAGAACAAGGCCUGAGUUCUGUGCUUCAUUGAAAUCAGUAGAACAAGGCCUGAGUUCUGUGCUUGACCCUAAUCUGCUGUGUGACAAGCCAUGUAAGCCUCUUUGUGCCUAUUUCUUCAUUUAUCAGCAAAGACUUACAAUAUACAUAAAAUGUCUUGAUAUUCUCAGGGCAAAAUUACUAUAUUACUAUACAGUUAAGACAAGUGUUAUAAAAUCACAUGAUUCUGAUUCUUACUGCCUCAGAGGUGGAAGCUUAGAGUUGAAAUAGAGAAAGAACACAGAUUGACUUAACUUAUGGGUAUGAAAACAGUUGGACCAAGAACCAGAAAUUUUUGUUGAUAGCAACACAGUUGGCUUCAUGUUGAGAAGUUCUGCUCAGUUGCUUUAUAACAUUUAAUCUGGUGGAAUGGUAUCAUGGUGUGUAAAGUUUCCAUAGGUUUGAACAAUGGUGAUAGAAAUUGAUACUGUGGUAUCCCAGGUAUGAAAGUACAGUGUGUUUGUAACAUUGAGUGCUAAUCUUGAAAUGCAAAUGUUAAAAAAUAACUUUUAAAAUCUUUCAUAGUUUGUGAAGACAGACAUGGGAUUUUGUUGUUGUUGGGUUUUUUUGUUUGUUUGUUUUUUGUAAAGCACCAAAAAAGGGAUCCUUGACAAUUGUAAAGACACAAUGAGAAAUGAAAAGCAUGAUGUAUCUAAAUAUCUAAAAGCAAGAGUGGCCAUGUCUAGAUGCCUCCCACACUUUUGUAAGCAUCUCAGGGAGGCCCUUGAUGUUUGUCCACUCUGCUUUGUCAAGCAAUCCCAGAGGACUUAGGUUCAGAUAAGUGUACCGAAUCCAAGCAUUCAGAUGCUACCUUAGCCCACAUGAUUCACCUCAGGCCCUGAGGUCAUUCUGAAACUCAUAAGCUUUGCUCCCCUCUAGAACUAAGGUAUAAAGUUUAAGACCAGACAGACCAUCAGUGUCUGGACAAUCCUAAAAGUCUUCCCAACUUCACAAUAAUGCAAAGAUACCAUGUGGCAUGGCUAAAGAAGGGAAUGGAUUUUUCAAAGCCUUGUUACAGCCUGUUCUUAAUCCUUCACAGAGGUCCACACAGCGCUUCUCCACUUCCAGCUAUAUGGCUGGGUUGGGGUAGAUGAGGAAGAUAAAUGAAGGGCUCUUCCCUCUCCCCAAAGACUCUGGGCUGUCCUUGUUCCUGCCCCUUUUACAGUUGGAGUUAGCAUUGCCCUCAAAAAAUAGAAAACAAAUGUAAAAAUAAAAACAGCUUCCUGUCUGUUUAUUGUCUUUUUCUUAAGGAAAGUCAUUUGUUUUUUCUAUAAGAAAAAGAACUAUAAGAAAAAUGCAACAUCCAUUGAAGGGGGUAAAAAGUAGGGUGUAUGCAUAGAGUUUAAUUCCACAUUGCUUUUGGGCUUAAGUGGUAUCAGAUUUCAGUAUAUUUCUGUCUUAUGUUAAAGAAAUAUAUUACUAAAUGUCAGUGAGCAAUAAUGUCAGUUCUCGAGAACUAGAUUUAUUUUUGUAGGAUAUGGAGUGCAAUGAACUGAGUCAAUAUGGCAAGGUGUAUGUGAUCUGUGGGAAUUAUGCCAUUUAGCAUAAAAAAUGCAUGGGACUUUCUCUUCCUGCAUUCCAGCUCUUUCUUUGUCAUGGGAUGAUGCAGACUUUUUCUAGUAAGCAGAAACUAUGGUCAUACAGCCAUACAGAAUGGAUCUGAAGAAAGCAGAAGUAAUCGAAGGUGAUAGAGAACAUUUCUGUGUAUUAAGCUUUUCACUUCUUAAAUGCAUUUAAAUUCUUACAACAUACCUAUUUGAAGACCUUUCCAUGUUCCUUGUGUUUAAAAUGUCUUGCUUUAAAUAUGAAAAAAAAUAAUGAAAGAGGGAGUAUUAUUUGUUUUGAAGGUCUAAUGUUAUUCUUGACUUUUCCUUUGUAAUAUUCUCCAGAUCAAAACUUUUGGAAAAUUAAGAACCCCCUUUCCUAUGUUUGUUGUACAUGGAAGUUAUAUAAUAAAAACUUCUUUAUAAAAUA